Seriola dumerili (greater amberjack) is the source of this 3586-nucleotide messenger RNA. RefSeq names its product transport and golgi organization 6 homolog (gene tango6). The transcript is spliced from 18 exons. The coding region runs from base 113 to 3379 and encodes 1088 amino acids. Gene Ontology annotation, biological process: protein secretion. Lineage: Eukaryota; Metazoa; Chordata; Actinopteri; Carangiformes; Carangidae. The record is from RefSeq and is a predicted model, not a curated record.
GUGGGCAUAACAACACAACAUAUUCAUGGCUUGGCUAAGCUAAUGUAGUUCGUAUGAAAAACAAGUGCUGUAAGUCAUAUGCAGUAAAGUCGGUUGUUUGUGUGAUGGCGACAUGACUGCAGCUAUUCUCUCAGCGAUAAAUACCCUCACGAAACCUCUUGGCGAGGCGUCUGUGCGUGAUGAUCAGUCCUCACAACAAGAGGCUCUGUUGGCCGUGCUGCGGACCAACAGGGCCCUCCUCCUCCAGCAGCUUCAGAGUGAGAGCAGCUUUGAGGAGGUGAGGAGGCUGAGGGAGGAGGUGUUGGUGGAGGCAGAAUGGUUCUCCAGCGAUACAGAAGAUGCCACAUGGGGCUUUGUGCAGGAGUGUCUCCUCCUGCUUCUCACCUUAGCACGACGCCUUUCUAAUGACCUCGAACUUUUCAAGCAGACCUACGCUCCCUCUGCAGCUAAACAACACACCCCUGAGAUGGCUCCACCAUUACCUCCUGAUGUUCUCAGUGUCACCCAGCAGAAGACGCUCGGAGCAGCUCUUCAGUUUGUGGUCUCUCUGGGGCUCUGUCCCUACUUGGCCCCUGGAGUGGGUGUGCCACUGGGUUGCAGGUCAGCUUUUGGAGCCAUGGUGGAAAAACUUGUCCGUGGUGGAGAAGUGUCAGCAGAGGGACGCCGCCUUCUUGUCACCACAAAUGUCCUGUUGAAGUUGGCAGAGCUGUCGUCUCUCGCCACGUUGGUGUUCACACAGCAUCUGGGGGAUGUGAUGGCAGCACUGUGCCAGCUCGGCUACCAGCCACACCGGACAGAGAGAGGAGGCUCAGAGGAGGAGAAGAUGCAGAAACUCAGUGCUGAGGAAUGUCGAACUUGCAAGGAGGCCCUCAGAAGUCUUCUAGGAAAAGUCUACCAGCCAAUUGUCAUCAAGGAGCUGCUGAUCCUCCAAGGUGCACCCAGACAGUCUGGUGGCUCAAGCAGCAGGGCAGCUCUGGGAUCAGCUCCGGCCUGGCUGAGGCGUCUGUGUGGUCAGCUGCUGUCUGAGCGCCUGAUGCAGCCGAACGGUGUCCGGGCUGUAGUCAGAGCCAUCCUGGAGGGUGGACCAGGGGGCGAGUCAGACUGGAGGAAAUGUGAUGUUGUGGCCAGGAUCCUGGUUGCCUGCCCUAAACAGUCUGCCUCAGCAAACAGCUACUACAGACAAAUCUGUCCUCAGAUCGUCGACCUCCUGCACUUCAAAGACAAGCUGACAGCCCAGCAGUUCCAGCGUGUGGCCACCAGGACGGCGCUCUCCAUGGCGCAGGAGAAGCCCAGCUUUGCUCAUCAGUACCUGCUCAUUCCUCUGCUCGCACCUCGCUGCACCACUGCCUCCAACGCCGGCCAUUCCCAAGCUGCAGUGGAGGAGUGGGAGCUGACACGCUGUGUGGAGGAUGUGUACAAGAUCUGGGUGGUUGGAAACAGUCCAUCAGCUGCUCUACUCAAAGCUCUAGAAGAAGUUCUCCCUGUUAUUUUCACACUCUUCUGUUUCACCAAGCAGAAUGUCUCCCACCUACGCGCUCCCUGCCAGGACAUUUUAUUGUGGUACCUGAGCCACACUGAGACACCUACAGCCCUGUCAGCACUGAGGCAACUCUCAGGCCUGCGGGGGCAGAGGGACGAGGCAGCAGAGUUCCACUUCACCCCAGGCAGUGAUGGAGGAGCCAGGUUCAGCUCCAGAGAGAGCCUGAGUGAUGAGAGCGAUGCUCUGUAUGAGAAGCUGUCAGCAGAGCAGUGGAGGCUCCAGUGUCUGAUGCAGUUACUGGCUGAACUCAAAGACUCCGACUUGCCAGGAGACUUCUUCCUGGACCUGCUGCAGGAGCUGACCAGCUGGACAGCUGCAGCAGAUGAGGUGAAGGAUGAUGAGGAGGAGCUGGACGUGUCAGCCAUGACACUCCUGGAGGUGGAGCAGCAAGUGCUGGGUCGAGCUGCGAGGCAAAGCCAGAGACUGGUUUUACUUCAGCUGCUGGCUGUGAUGGUGGAGUCUCUGCAGCAUACGGUGCUGCUGAGGAAGACCACGCAGGUGGUGGACUUCAUAGUGGCACUGAUUCAGAGAGCCUGCGUGGGUCUGGAUCAGGUCACUGACCCAAGUCUUGAGAACCCAGUGGAGAGCCAGACGCUGAGCAUGGGGAUGGGCCUGGUGGCCACUCUGCUGUCUGGACCUCAGCUUAGCGCAGAGGACUACACUUCUAUGUCGCGGUUGCUCCCUCCUCUGGAGACUGUGUCUCAGAAGCACAGUGACGUGGUCGUCCAGGAGCUGGCAUCCAACCUCAGAACUGUCAUCGCCACUCAUGGUGCCUACUGGCCUGAAAAUCUCACUGCUGCCCCUCAGGCCUCCAGAAAGGCUGAAACAACAGCGAGGAACAACAGCGAGUCCUCUAGGAAAAAGCAAAUGAUACAAGCUGAGGCAGAUGCUGCACAGACUUGUCCACAUCCAUCUCCCACAGACACUAAGACACCCAGCAACACCCACAGCAGACAGCCAGUGUCCUCUGGAGCGUCUGCAGCAGGAAGAACUCCACACGCCGGAGGGAGGACCUCUGGCACAAGUGUCCCUCGCCCCUCUACUGAGUCCUUUCCUGAGUGGCUGCUGCAGGCGUGUGACCCGGACGUGCCAACCAGAGCGUGCGCCCUGAGGUUCCUGACACAGAUGGUACAAAAUGAAAACCCAGAGGCUGUCCAGGCCCAGGAGAAAGUGCUCACGCUCUUUUUAGAAAACCUGGAGCAUGAAGACUCGUUCAUCUACCUGUCAGCCAUUCAAGGUCUUGCUGCAUUGGCUGAUUCCUACCCUGAGAGGAUCUUGGAAAGGCUCCUGAAAGACUUUCAGCACGGUCCCUCCCUGCCCACAUCCGACAAGGAGCACUCCCUGGAAACCCGCCUCAAACUGGGAGAGGUCCUGAUGAGGGCGAGCAGAGCAAUGGGGGAACUGGCGCCCCACCUUGGCUGUCCUUUGGUGGGCGUCUUCCUGCAAGCAACCAGGGAUCCAGACCAAAGCGUCAGGGCCAGCAGUCUGUCCAACCUGGGGGAGCUGUGUCAGAGACUGGACUAUGCCCUCGGACCUCUGGCUCAAGAGCUGAGCUCCUGUCUCAUUGCUCUGAUAAAGACAGAGAAGCAGGCAGAGGUGAGGAGAGCUGCUGUCCAUGUAAUUGCCCUGCUGCUUCGAGGCCUCAGCACCAAAACCACCCAGGUUCUCAGUGAUGUUCUGUUGGACCUGUACCGGGCUCUGAAGUGGGUGGUGCGCUCAGACCCGGAUGACGUUGCAGUGCUGCAUGCCCAGCUGGCUCUGGAGGAGCUCGAUGAUGUAAUGAGGAGGUUCAUCUUCCCGGAGCAGAAGCUGGAGAAGAAGAUUGUCGUGUUGCCGUAGAACUUGAACUUUAUGUCUGCGGCGCCUUUGAACUUACAGAAGACUUUAUUUUUAUAUGAUCUGCACAUACAGUCCUGGCUCUGCCUCCAUGUGAUGUGGGCUUUGUGGUCAGACAGUCACCAAACAGCAGCGGUUCAGUCGUGUGUGCUGCAGACAGACAGACCAAGUCUUUCCUUAAUGAAAUAUGUCUCAUACUGUAACAGUCAA